Ostrinia furnacalis (Asian corn borer) is the source of this 2353-nucleotide messenger RNA. RefSeq names its product membrane-attack complex domain containing protein torso-like (gene tsl). The transcript has 7 exons. The coding region runs from base 17 to 1171 and encodes 384 amino acids. The record is from RefSeq and is a predicted model, not a curated record. NCBI's taxonomy places the organism in Eukaryota, Metazoa, Arthropoda, Insecta, Lepidoptera, Crambidae.
GGGCGGUGUCGGUGUGAUGGUGCGGGCGUCCACGGUGCUGCUGCUGGUUGCUCUGGCUGGCGCCGCCGCCGUGGACUCCGAGCUGGGCGUCGGGAAGGCCAUCAACAUAUUCAUGAGAUAUGGCUACCUCAGCAUAUGCAUGCGAGUCGUGCCGCGAAACGACACCGAAGGCUGGGUGUUCCGCGAGCCAACCGUCAGCGUGUUCCGUGACGUGGAACGCUUUACAGUCGCGCCGAAGCCUCGCCAGCCGAAGACGCUGUUCGACGGAGACUUCCACAUGGAGUUCUGCGAUAACUUGAAGCAGCUGCUGCAGGCGUACUUUAGGGAUUUUACUUUUGAAAGAUUGGAGCGGCCAUGGCGUGCGUUCACGGCGGGCUGGCCCACGGACAUCAUGGCGCGGAACCUCGGCAUCAACUCCUCCUUCAUCAACGGCGACCACUGCUAUGUGCUGGUCAGGGUGUCAAGAUUCCGCGAAACAGCGAAACUAAGCGACUUACCAUCCAACAUUUCGAUCGAGGACGUGGUGUUCGAGGCCAUCCAGGAGUCCGCUAUAGGAGACACGGUGUCCAUUGCCGACUUCAUUCGCAAGUACGGCUCGCACUACAUAGCUUCGUACGUCACUGGUAACUCCUUGUAUCAGGUGUUCGUAUACACAAGGAGCGUGUACUCCAGGAUUAAGGAGCGUGUCAAACUAAAGGGCGUGUCAGACAUCCCGCAGACGGAGAUGAACAACUUCUUCUCGCCGAUAUUCGCGCAGCAUGUCGGAGCUGUCAAGGUGUUUGUGUUCUCUAGAACGGCCUACUCUAUGAUUAAAGAGCGGCUAAAGAGCAAGGGCGUGGCCGACAUUACUGCCAAGGAAUUGGAAGGGUAUUUCUCGCCUUGGCACGCGAAGCAUAUAGGCCAGAUCAAGGUCGCCAGUGGAAAUAAAACAGUUGAAAGCUGGGCAAUGAAGCGACUUCGAGUCCACUACUACAUAUUCUCAUACCCCAGCCUUUUAAAACUUCAUGGAGAACCAGCCCUACUGAGAAACCUCGACAGUCUCCUAGGAAACGAAGCCUUAUUACAACUAGAAUUAAAGACAUUAUCGCCUGCCUUCAAAGAUGUCAAGAAGAAAAAGUGGUUCGAGGAGGUCAUAGACAAUUAUUUAAAAUUGUGGGAGAGUAAUAUGUGAUGAACGGAUACAAAUAGGUUAAUUAAUUGUAGACAAUAAAUUGUAAUUUGUAAUGUGAUAGAUCAAUACAAUGAAUUGACGAUGAUGGGUUAAGGUCAUUUACAUUGCUACGUGCCAUGCGUGAUUCAUAAAAAAUACUGUGUCUGUGUCUGCCACGUACUAAUGUGAAUAUACCUUUAGUAUUAGUAUUUUGAUGAUCAUCAUAGGUAAUUUAUAAUUAACUGGUCACAAAUAGAUUGUAAUAAAUAAGUAUAGAUGGCAUACAAUAUUUUGCUAUAGUAACAUGCCAAAUACUUAUAACUAAUAAAUACCUUCCUAAAUUUAUUUAUUUGACUUCUAUUUAAUGAAUUUACGAAGUACAAUAAAUGGAAUUAAAAUAUUAAAUGUAGCAGGUCUGCAUUUACGUAUUUCACAUAGUUUAGAACUUAGUUAUUUACAAUUUUUCAAUCAAAAUUUCCUUGUAGACAAUACUGAACAAAUGUGAUCAUAAAAUAUAAUUAUUUUAGGAUAUCAAAAUUAAAUUAAAAUGUUCUACUUAUUAUUAUUAUAGUGAAAAAUAUAUUUUUGUAAAUAUUUUGUAAUGAAAAGUGCCUUAGCAUUAUGAAUAUUAUUAUGAAAAUAUAUUAUAAAAUUAAUUUAAUGAAAUAAAAUCAAGGAAUGUUAAAUAUCUUAAAAAUACACUCCCUUGCAGGAUAAGUGCAAUAGUAUGUAAAUUUAAUAGGUCCUUAGAAGUCUUUAAAAAUAAAGAACGACUACUUAACUUAAGUACUGCAUCGAAUAAAGAAAAUCAAUUAAUUCGUUUUAUAAUAUUUAAUUUUAAUCUUCUUAUUUUAUAGAUGAAAAUUAUGAUUUACAUGGUAGGCACCUCGAAAUAAACCUAUUUUACGAAACUGGGAUCAGAAUUAUAAAGACUGGUGAUACAUCACAAAACACAAGCCCACCACAUAUUUUAUUUUGGUUUUGUGUUAUUUUUUUUUAAAUUCUAUGUAAUCAUAUUGUAGAUUUUGAAAGAAUAAAAUUAUAUUAGUCAUGUUUACACUACACAUCAAUAAUUAUUUACCUACCUGACAAAGUUUUUAUGAUUUUAUCUAAGCGAUGUUUUUUCGUGGAAUAAUGAUAAUAAUUUGUGACAACAUUCUUUGUACUAUUUAAAGUCAUCCAGCCGAACUAACGAUUUUGAAA